AUGGAGUGGAAAACUGUGGGUCGGAGGGGAUUUAGAAAUGCGGCUGUGAAAUGGGACAUUUUCCCAUUUGGAGGUAUGCAGGUGGGGUUUGAAGAGGAGAUUUCUUCGUUUUACAUCUCUGAAUUUUCGGAUAGAUCGAGAGCAGAGGAUAUUUUUAGACUAUUUGGGUGUUUGGGGGAUAUUGUGGAGGUGGUUAUUCCACCAAAAAGAAACAAGUUUGGAAGACGGUUUGGUUUUGCGAGGUUUAAGGGGGUCGAGGAUGCGAGAUUGUUGGGGGUAAAACUCGAUAAUAUAUUGAUAGAUGGUAAGAAGAUUUAUGCAAAUCUUCCCAGAUUCGUUAGAGGUGCGGUUAGCAGAGGAAUGGAUGGGAGGAAGAGUCAGGUGGGUGCUGCACAGAAGGAGACAACAAGAAGGUUUGUAGUGAAGUCAGUUGAUAGAAAGGCGAAUCAGGUUGUGAAGGGAAUUUCAUAUGCUGAUGUUAUCUCAAGUGGGGUUAGUGGGGCGAAUAUUGCUAAAGGAGUUAUCACAGAUGUGGGUAGGCAGCAACCAUCUAUAUCUUUUGCUUCAAGUGAGGAAUGCAAAUUGAGGUGGAAGAAGUCAUUUGUUGGGGAGGUUCUCUUCCCUGGAGAGACUUAUAAUAUACAGACUCAUCUAGAGAUAGAAGGCUUUUUCCUGGUGAAAGUGCACCCGAUGGGGGCUAAUCUUUGUAUGUUGGAGGAGAUGGAAGAAGGUGUGAUACAGGAGUUGUUAAACGAUGCGUCUUCAUGGUGGAAGCAAUGGUUCCGUUCUAUCAGACCCUGGAAGGAAACAGACAUAGAUAAGGAAAGGAUUUUGUGGAUCAGAGUUCAUGGUACUCCUUGCCAUGCUUGGUGCUCAGAAUUUUUUCAGAAUGUAGCGAAUGGUUUGGGUGAGUUUGUGUGUGUGGACGAAAAUACAUCUUCUGGUGAUAAUAUGGACAUUGCGAGAAUAAUGAUUAGAGUCCCUUUUAGCUUCAAGUUACAGGAGACGUUGAAGGUCUCCAUUGAUGGAGUGGAGCAUGUUUUGGUCCUUAGAGAGGACACAUACGGACCGGUCCGAAAGGUUAGAGAUGUUGCGCCUUCAAAGAGCUCUGUAGCUUCGUCGUCUGAUAGUGCUAGCGGUUUUUCUUCUUUAGCGAUAGAGGAAGAAUCCAUGGGAACCGUUGGGUCUUUGCAAGAUCUUCCGGUUUUCUCUGAUGAGGAUGUUGAGGUUGAAGUUCAGGGCAACAAAGUAGGGGAAGGAUUCGAGGCAGCCAACGGGAUUAUCGAGGAGAUAUCAGUACCUUUUGAGAUUGGAGCAGAGAAAGAUAGUUGUUUGAAUUCUCUGUUUGCUUCUAGGGUUCCGAUUUUAGGGGAUGAAGUUCAGCAAGUGGUAGAAGCUUCUCUUGUAUCUGGUAAAGGUGUUGAGUACGUGGCAAAAGGUAUUGAUGGACCGGUGGACUAUGUUGACAAAGUAAAAAAGUUGGCAGAUUUAAGUGGCCCAAAAAGCAAAACGUUAAAUGGGCCCUCUUUUAAAAUAAAAACAAAAAAGAAAUACAACGUGUUUAAUAAGAGGAAAGAGAAUGGGUCGUAUGGUCCAUCAGUGGGGCCCAAGCCAAUUAGCAGUAAUAAGGUCGUGGAAACAGAAGGGGGUGGUUCGACAAUUCUUCUUUCUUCAAAUAAAAAUCUGGAAAAACCGGCUGAGUCAGAUAUAUGUAGAUGCAACCAAAGGAUUUUGUUGAAUUUUGAUGCUUCGGCGGAGAGUAAAUUGCAAAAUUGCAUAGCUAAGUUGGGGGUGGUGGGAGGAGAUCAUAGGAGGGAGGAUAAAGGCAAACUUGAAGGUUUAAAAAUUCUGACUGAAGAGGCAAAGGAGGGAGGGUCGGUGUUAAAAAAUCGGUUAUGA
Vicia villosa (hairy vetch) is the source of this 1899-nucleotide messenger RNA. RefSeq lists its product as uncharacterized. The transcript is spliced from 2 exons. Gene Ontology annotation, molecular function: RNA binding. The record is from RefSeq and is a predicted model, not a curated record. The coding region runs from base 1 to 1899 and encodes 632 amino acids. NCBI's taxonomy places the organism in Eukaryota, Viridiplantae, Streptophyta, Magnoliopsida, Fabales, Fabaceae.